CUAAUAAUGAUGAGAACUAAGUAUAAAACUAUCUAUGCUAAACAUCUAUGGAUAAACAUGAUAAAUCAAAAAAUGACAUUGACAGUUACAGUCAGUGUUACCAAAAUAAUUGUUUUUGGAAGAAUUUGUUUUAGUAUAUUUUUAACCAUGUUUUAACCACUUAAAAAAUGAGUUACGGGAUAAUUCUUGAAACGGAACAUUUAGAUUUCUUUAAGAGUUCUAUUUUAGUUUAAAUUAAUUAGUUUUGAUUCUAUUUCUUGCAAUUUUUAAUUUAGGGUAAUUUGGUGAUGCAUUGGUUACACUGAAAUGACCCUGACCAACAAUGAAGUCCGAACUUAUGCUUUUCGUUUGCGAUUGAUUUGUGUAUUUAUUUAUUUAUUUACUUGAUAAGUACAAAACUAUGAAUUAAACUUAUAUGGCACGUUUAAAUCCAAAUUAUUCAAAUAUGAAUGUAUACAAUACUAUGCCAGGUGUAGCAGAAAUGGGAAUGGUUUGGAUGGGGGCUGGGCAGUCCUCCGGAGAUAUGCCCAUAGGAGGACUUAUGCCUGGAGAUAGUAGUGAUAUGAUGUUAGAACAUGAAAAUAUGUAUUAUACACCAUCACACCACAGUCUGUCCAAUCAAUCCAUAGAAGAUAUGCAUGCUGUACAUAGUUCUCACAUGGAUACUAUGGAAAAUUAUGACAUGAUGCACUACCUUGAUAUGAAGAAUGAAAGUAACGAUUCCAGUUAUAUGGAUGAAGAUAGUUCCAAUCCUGUAUAUAUGAUUACAACUUCUACUCAAACACUGCCUUGUCCAACUAGAAAAAUUAAGCCUAUUAAGCAUCCUGGAUUAGUUUUAAAGACACCAAUCGCUUAUCACAGCAAUACAGACCCUUCUGUUAUACCUAUACAAAAAGAUGGCAUUGCUGUAUGCGAAAAAUGUGGAGCGAUAGGUGUAAAACAUGCCUUCUACACGAGAGAGCGUCGUUUUUGCAGCAUGGCUUGCGCCAGAGGCUACAGUGGCCUUAUCCCUGAACCAUUACCCCAACAAAAUCAAAAUACUCCCGAUAAUAAACAGCAAUAUGCCAAAUAUAGGUUCACGAUGAAAAUGGUGGAUGAUUUCACCGAUACUUAUUUAGAUCACCCAUUACCGCAAUUAUCUCCAUUACCAGAACUACCUCCCAUUGAUGAAUCUCUUCCUCUGAUAAGGAGGAAACCUGCCGAAUUGGCAAAUUCGUUUGAUUGGGAUUCACAAUUUGCGGAUCCUUACUUUAUAGCAGCGCCAGUGACCUGUUUCAAGCAUGCGCCUAUGGCCGAUAUUUGGGACAACGUUAUGGUAGGAAUGAAAGUUGAAGUAGAGAAUACAGACUGCGAAAAUGUAUCUGAGGCAUUUGCCGACUCAUUUUGGGUUGCUACUGUCAUGAGGAUUGUAGGGUAUAAGGCUCAACUGAGAUACGAAGGAUUUGGUUCGAAUGAUGCCAAAGACUUCUGGGUGUCCCUGUGCUCGAAUCAGGUACAUCCAGUGGGAUGGUGUGCUACCAGGGGCAAGCCUCUAAUCCCGCCAAAGACAAUCGAGGACAAAUACAGUGAUUGGAAAGAUUUCUUGCGAAAACGCUUGACUGGUGCCAGGACAUUGCCUUCGAAUUUUAGCAAUAAAGCUUCAGAAAGUCUCAAAUCCAGGUUUGAAUGUGGCCUUAAUCUCGAAGUCGUUGACAAAAAUCGUAUUUCGCAAGUUAAGGUUGCAAUAGUACAUAAAAUCGUUGGGAAGAGAUUAAACGUUAAAUAUUAUGAUCUGCCGCCUGAUGAUGGAGGAUUUUGGUGUCACGAAGAUUCGCCUUUAUUACAUCCUGUGGGCUGGGCUAAAAAGGUGAAUCAUCACCUAGUGGCUCCUAUCAACUAUCUGGAACGAGUGAAUCAGGGAAUUUUCGACGACGAUGACGCCACCGAAGAUCUGUUCAAUCCGUACCAGGUGGGAUUCAUGGAGAACGCCGCGUCAGGUUUCUGCGUGGGGAUGAAAUUAGAAGCCAUCGAUCCGUUGAAUCUUUCUUCAAUAUGCGUCGCUACUGUCAUGGACGUCCUUCAUUACGGUUACAUCAUGAUUCGUAUUGAUACCUACGAUUCCGACGCCACGGGGGCCGAUUGGUUUUGUUAUCACGUGAAAUCGCCAUGUAUAUUUCCGGUGGGGUUCUGUGAGAGGAACAAUAUUCCUUUAACGCCACCCAAAGGUUACGAUCCCAUAACUUUCAACUGGCGUACUUACCUCAUGCAAACCAACAACAGGCCUGCGGAUCCCUCUCUUUUCAACACGUUCGUUCCUCUGCACGGUUUCCAACAAGGAAUGAAGAUAGAAGCAGCUGACCUCAUGGACCCUCGUUUGGUCUGUAUCGCCACGGUGGCCAAAGUUGCCGGUAGAUUACUUAAGGUGCAUUUUGACGGCUGGGAAGAAGAAUAUGACCAAUGGUUGGACUGUGAAAGCCCUGAUAUUUACCCUGUAGGAUGGUGUCAGAGUGUUGGCCACAAGUUGGAAGGACCUCCAGCGUUUGCAAAAAUACUGGCGCCAGUCAUGAAGUCCCCAAAAGUAAAGAAAAAAAAUAGGAAAAAGAAAUGUAAAGACAGUCCACCAAAACCGUGCCCUCAAGCAACUUCCACCGUAAAUGAAAAGCAAAAACUCGAUAUAAAAUCAGAAGAAUUCAUAGAACAACCAGAACAAACAGAAAUUCCAGAUGUUCCGCAACCGUCGGAAUGUUCGGAACCCCCAGAACCGCCGGAACCCGUAGAGCCUCCGGAACCCGUAAUAAAUGAACCAGUCGAAUCUUCGGAACCCAUGACGACGACGGUUUUGGAGGAAGAGGAGGAGGAUUCUACUCCUCUUUCUCAAAGCGAAGAGAUAGGGAAAAAUAACGAAGAAAACGAAAUUAAUGAAAUCAAUGAUGAUAACCAAGGGCCGGAAGCAGGACAAGAACCCGCGGGACCCGAUCAGAGCUUACCAGUUUCGUCGGAAGUCCAAGAACCUCCAGUCGAGAGGAAGGUUACCUCUUAUGUUAAUUCAACUUCAAGUAGUCCAAAUAAAGUGAUACCACGCCUAGUCGAUGCCUCAGGGAGUACUUCUGAACAAGGUGAUCUUUGUCCCGAAGAAUGGAAUAUAUUUGAUGUCGCUCAAUUUCUUAGGGUCAAUGAUUGUGUUAAUUAUUGUGAUGCUUUCAGUAAACAGAAAAUAGACGGUAAGAUGCUGCUAGCUUUGAGCAAAGAGGACAUCUUAGAAUUUACGGGGGGCAAAGUGGGCCCAUCGCUAAAGAUCUACGACCUUGUUCAGCAGCUAAAAAUCAAGGUGAACCCCUCUCAAGUUCGCCAUAUGAAAGCAAAUAUCAAAAAAUUCUUAUAGUGCCUAUCGAUUCUUAUUGAAUUUAGAAUUUUUAUUGUGAAUUUACUUUAAAUGACUGUAUAUAUUUCUAGACUAAGCCUAUAUAAUUUACAUUUUAUUCAGUAUUUAUCUUUUGGCAUUUAUGUGUGUGACUUUAGUUGCUCAUUAUUUACUACGGAUAUUGGAUAUUAUGAUUUUUGAAAAGAAUAAUAGAAGAGC
This is a messenger RNA of Psylliodes chrysocephalus, 3559 nucleotides long. The record is from the annotation of a GenBank genome assembly. NCBI's taxonomy places the organism in Eukaryota, Metazoa, Arthropoda, Insecta, Coleoptera, Chrysomelidae.